Molecule: messenger RNA, 1926 nt
Organism: Telopea speciosissima
Lineage: Eukaryota; Viridiplantae; Streptophyta; Magnoliopsida; Proteales; Proteaceae
Product: ABC transporter F family member 4-like
Exons: 11
Coding region: 162-1907 (581 amino acids)
Biological process (GO): chromatin organization; regulation of double-strand break repair
Cellular component (GO): nucleus
Molecular function (GO): histone binding; DNA binding
Source: RefSeq, a predicted model, not a curated record
CUCCAACGGCUCUCUCUACAGCUCAGCUUUUUCCAGGGCGAGAUUCCGUAUGAAUCACACAGAUCAGUUGCAGAUAUUGCCAGUAGAUCUACUAGGGUUCUUCCGACUCCGAAGUUAGGGUUUUUGUUAUCUUUUAAACGGUAUUUUGUUUAUUUGAUUCAAUGGCUUCUGAAACCCUAGAAGAUAAGAAGCCCGACGAAGACGUGCCCGCCGAAGAGAAAGCAGUUGCUGAAGAAAGAGAUGAAGAGAAAGGAACUUCUGAGACGGCGGAGAAGGAUGUUUCCGAGGAGGAGAAAGUGAAAGAAGUAGAAGAGGAACAAGAGACUGUGGAGGAAGAGAAGAAGACUGAUGAGGAUGUAGAACCAAGCGAGAAGGCCAAAACAAGUCGAAAGCGCAGCUCGAAGAAAGGUGGUGGUGGUGGGGAGUUGAAGAAAUCGGGGGAAGAAUCAGCUCAGAAGCAGCCAAAAAAGAGGAAUUUGAUAUCUAAGGAACCGGUCACACCUGUGGACAGACCUGCUCGAGAGAGGAAAUCCGUUGAACGGUACUCGGCAUUGUCUUCUGAAAAGGUUCCUGCAACUAAGGGGCUGUCAAUUGAGAAGGGUCGUGGUACUCAGCUUAAAGAUAUUCCCAACGUGGCUUUCAAGUUGUCAAAGAGAAAACCUGAUGAAAACCUGCAGUUGCUUCACACAAUUCUUUUUGGAAAGAAAGCCAAGGUGCACAUUUUGAAGAGAAAUAUAGGCCAGUUUUCUGGCUAUGUGUGGCUUCAGAAUGAGUCUCCUCUGCAGGAAAAACAACGGACAAAAGUGAAAGAAAAGAUUGACAAAUUUAUCAAAGAAAAAUUGUUGGACUUCUGUGAUGUGCUUGAUAUUCCAGUUUCCAAGGCCACUACAAGAAAGGAAGAGCUGUCAGCAAAGUUAUUGGAAUUUUUGGAAUCUCCACAUGCUACUACCGAAGUCUUGCUUGCAGACAAGGAACUGUCACAGAAAGGUAAAAAACGAAAGAGGAAGGCGACUGCUGGUACAAGAGUAACAUCUGGCAAAGCAUCUGGACAUGGAUCAAACAAGAAACGGAAACAAAGCCCUGAAACUACAAAUAAAGAAAAGCAUAUCUCUAAAGUUGAGGAAGAAGUUGAGGAUGAAGAUGAAUCUGGUUCUGCUGGCACUAGAGAUGAUCCUGAUGAAGGUGAUGACAGUGAUAGGGUUCAGAAGGAAGAGAGUAGUGAUGAGGGUGAGAGUGAAUCAGAGAAUGCCGAAGACAAAACAAAUGAGCAUAUGGAAAGCGUAAAAGGCUCUAUUAAGAACAUCAAGGGCUCUGAGGCCAAGGCCAAGACCAAGACCAAAGCUACUCAUGUCAAAAUGAGAACACCAACAAAAUCUGUAAAAUCCUCUGCAAAAUCUGUAAAAGGCUCUUCAACACCUUCUUUCAAAAAAGGUGCUGCUACUGAUGAUAGAGUUUCUGCUUCACCUACUAAAUCCAAGGCAUCAGCAAUUAAAAAAGGGUCAGAGGAUGACAAGAGAAGUGCAAAGCAUAAGGGUACACCAGUGAAAGACAAAUCAACAAGCAAAAAACAGCCACGCAAGUCUGGGGCAAAGGUUUCUGUGAAGGAUCAAGGAGCUGGUAAGGCUAGCAAGAAGGCGAAGGCUGAGCCAAGCAGAGGAGCAAUGCAUGCUGUAGUCAAUGAUAUAAUGAAAGAAGUGGAUUUCAAUACAGCAACCUUGUCAGAUAUUAUCAGGCAACUAGGAACCCACUUUGGUAUGGAUCUAAUGCACAGAAAGGCAGAAGUGAAGGGUAUAAUUGAAGAAGUUAUAAACAACAUGACUGAUGAGGAGGAUGGUGAGGAUGAUGAGAAUACUGAACAAGCUGAGGGUGAAGCUGAUGAUAAGGCAGACGAAGAAAAUGACGACUAGCUCAUUCAAAUUAGGGGGA